Xiphias gladius (swordfish) is the source of this 3020-nucleotide messenger RNA. RefSeq names its product FA core complex associated protein 100 (gene faap100). Lineage: Eukaryota; Metazoa; Chordata; Actinopteri; Istiophoriformes; Xiphiidae. Gene Ontology annotation, cellular component: nucleoplasm; Fanconi anaemia nuclear complex. Gene Ontology annotation, biological process: interstrand cross-link repair. Bases 191 to 2878 code for a protein of 895 amino acids. The transcript has 8 exons. The record is from RefSeq and is a predicted model, not a curated record.
AAUGUAGUUCUUUGCGGUUAUUGGUCCAAAACGUGAUGCGCGGAACUUUGUGAGAGCUUCCUAUCCGCUGUCAAUAACCGACUGGGGUUAUUGAGCAGACCCAGGAUAACUUCGUCCAGUUUUUCCCCCAACUUUCAAGUUUACUAUCCCGCACUCUGCUAUGAGUAACAGUAUGCCUACCUAACGCUACAUGUGCGUACGCGCCGGCUUCUUCUUCUUCUUCUUCUCCUUCGGUGUUGGGGUCAUGGAAGGACGGUGUGCUGUUGAGACUUGGACACAGUUUGGUUUUUCAGGCACGUCAUGCACACCGACGAUCAAGUACGAUUUUGGGAGAAAUGUUUUCCUCUGCACUGGCAGCGACGAAGUCCAUGUCUUCAAUACUCAAGAGAGAAAACUCACGACUGUCCUCCAGUUUCCUAGUAUUGUGAGUGACCUGGUUGAGAGUCCUGACAAACAGCUCCUCUAUGUGUCCUGCGGGAGUGGAGUUUACUGUGUCAGCUUGUCAUUUCUGCUGUCCAGGACUCAAAGCUCCCCAGUUGAUGCAUCCUCCAGUCCAGCGGAGCUGAAAAUCUCCUCUGAAUUCCUUGUUGUUGGAGAAGAAGGUGUGUUAUCGCUGCUCCUCGUCGGCUCUGUGCUCCUGAUCCUUUCCCAGAGAGACUCAUCCUGGCUGUUGAGUCUGUACAAAACGCCGAAACAAACACAGUCCAGCAGCUGUGAGGUGCUCAGUUCUUUCAGGCUACCACUGGUCUCAGCUGUUGUACACGGUGACACUGAGGGAAAGACAGGAAUGAGAAGGAGGCCUGUGCUGAUUUGUGUCCAUUGUGGUGAUCCAAAAUCACCAUCUUCCUCCUCCACUUCUUCAUCAGAAGCGACCUUAGCGGGCAGUCAUCUCUGCCUCGAGCCUGUCCUCUUCAAACUUCUGUUUGGGAUCGACGCUGCCCUCGCCAAAUUACCGGUUAUCCUUUGUGGCCUGCCAGAUGGACGCCUGUGUUUCCUCCCUCUGCGUCUCCCAGGAUCACGGCUCCGUGUCCUGCAUAGCCUUGAGCAGCCAGUCGUAUUUGUUGGAGCAUCUGUUGUCGCAGAAACAGGUUCAGGACAUGCACAGUGUUUGGUGGCAGUGGGUGAACAAGGGAGAGUGGUGCUGAUGAAGACUGACAAGGGUGGACCAGAAGGGAUGGGCAACACAGCUGGUUUUAUUGAGGGGUGUGUACCAGGCCCUGUGGUGUGUGGAUUUGUGGAUAAACACCAUCUUUACUACAGCACUGGUUCAGACCUGUUGGUGCUGGAUCUAUCGGAGGGAUCAUCUGGGAGAGAAGGCCACGAGAGGGGAGAGGGGACAUCCAGUAAGACAGCUGCUGCUCUCCAAAGCCCCACCAGUUUAAAUGUGUGUAGAGUCGCCGCCUUGGCUGCACCUGCACGCAACUCUGCGGGAGAGGUUCAGUUGCUGGGGCUGUCUGUCAGAGGGCAGCUUCAGAGGAUUACUUUACCUGUGGGGAGAAAGGAUGCAGGACUGUCCAGUCUGCCUUCCACACAGGUGGGCCGCAGCGUCAGGGAUCUCCUGUCGGCGAUUGGAGAUGUUUGUGAAAGAGCAUCAGUGCUGAAAACCGCCGUCACAUCCAAAAAUCAAAUCCUGAGGCACCUGAAUCAGGUGCUCAACGUCAGUUUCCUGCUGACAGCCAGUGCAAAUAGUGAAGAACAUCUUCCCAUGCAGGAGAAGCAAAUCAGAUGUCAUGCCAUGACCAGAUGGAGCAGACUGCUACAAAAAGACUCCCUGAACCUGACAUGUGUCCUGGAUAAUUCAAGUCCGUAUGUUUUGGAACAAGGCUGGACACUGAGUGUCACUGUUUUUCCUGUUUCCCACUCAUCCAGCACAGGAGGGGAAAGCUCCUCCACAAAUUUUUCCUUCCCAUUCCACCAUCUCCAUCCCGGGGAAACAUUAGAAGUAUCACUGCCCCUGGCAGCUGCAGGCGACACAUCCUUUCCCAUGAGAGUAAGCUGCUCACUCGUCUUCUCACUUUCAAGUCUCCUGGGAGAGGAGGAGACGGCACACCUUCCUGGCCUGCAGAGUAGUUGCAUCGUUUUGCCCUUGAACACACUGACAGUAGACUGGCUGCACGCCCUGCAGGUGAACAGUCCCACAACCCAUCCCAUCAGCAAAAACAUCUCAUCUCAAUCUAACAACAUCACAACAGAUUCCAUCCAAGCUUUUUUAAGCUCACGCCGGACGAGGUGUAACGGACAAGGGGAGGGAGGUGGAGAGAGUGCUUCAAAGGCCGAGCGAGAGCAGUAUUCGGCGAGUGUCCGGAUGUCAUCAGAGUUACUGAGGGACACACUGGUGUUGAAAAGCUCAGACUUGGACCCUCAGGGGCCAAAGUUGGCUCCUCAAAAUCUCUGCUUUUCUGUGCUGGACUGGCUGUUGUCUGAAGGUCCCGGAGGAGUUAAGAUGGGACACCAGGGAGACAAGAUCGCCCUGAGCAGCUCAGUUGUCCAUGCCCGAGGUCCAAAUGGAGACACAGUCAGACUGAUUGCAAAUGAGGUAAAUGUCGGGGAGGAGAGCGUGGGAGAGGAGGAGUCCCUGAGCGCAAUAGAAGUUCGGGUAGAGAGCUCAUCUAUAGCAGCAGUGUGUGGACUGCACCAUGCUGUGCUGUGCCGGGUACAGACUCUGUUGUUGAGUGCCCCCGAGAGGGCUGCUUCCACGAAGAGUGUGCAAAGUUUAGGUUUAAGACAGGCACUGCAGCGGGCCGAGCGCCUGUUACAGCAGAUCCGGCAAAGCCGAGUCUCAGGGGCUUUUGGCGUGGGCGUGUCCACAGGGCAGAUGACCCGACCUCUUCUCAGUGUUUUCCGAGAACUCAGAGAAAAUCCUCUCCUUAUACUUUAAAAAUGUUUGCAGUCGAGCCGACACAGCUGCCUUCGUUCGAUGUUACGUAAUUUGCCUUUGUACCUGAUGGAAAAAUAAUGUUCAUAAUAAUUGCUACUGUAAAUAUACUUUUGUGUCACUGUAAAUGAUUGUGACAAUUUCA